Molecule: messenger RNA, 1139 nt
Organism: Hibiscus syriacus
Lineage: Eukaryota; Viridiplantae; Streptophyta; Magnoliopsida; Malvales; Malvaceae
Product: nuclear transcription factor Y subunit B-3-like
Exons: 1
Coding region: 200-751 (183 amino acids)
Biological process (GO): regulation of transcription by RNA polymerase II
Cellular component (GO): nucleus; CCAAT-binding factor complex
Molecular function (GO): DNA-binding transcription activator activity, RNA polymerase II-specific; RNA polymerase II cis-regulatory region sequence-specific DNA binding; protein heterodimerization activity
Source: RefSeq, a predicted model, not a curated record
GAGCUGAAAUAACUUAUUUUCUCAGUUUAGUCCUCUCCUCAAUUUUCCAUUAGAACAAACCUUCACUUAAGUCAACACCAAAACCACUCUCUUUCUUCCCAUCCAAAAACCCUACACCAUAAACUAACCAAAAAAAAAACUGAAGCCCUAGUUCUUGUAUACGUACAUAUAUUCUCAGCAUCCAAAGAGUUGUCCGGCCAUGGCGGAUUCAGACACUGAAUCGGGAGGAGCUCAAAACAACGGUUCAAACGCAGGAGGGAACAACAACAGCAGCGACCACCUUUCUUUCCCCAAAGAACAAGACAGGUUCCUGCCCAUCGCCAACGUUGGCAGGAUCAUGAAGAAGGCUUUGCCCGCCAACGCCAAGAUAUCCAAAGAAGCUAAAGAAACGGUGCAAGAGUGCGUGUCGGAGUUCAUCAGCUUCAUCACCGGAGAAGCCUCCGAUAAGUGUCAGAAGGAGAAGAGGAAGACCAUCAACGGCGACGAUCUCUUGUGGGCCAUGACCACGUUAGGGUUCGAAGACUACGUGGAGCCCUUGAAGGUUUACUUGCAGCGGUUUAGGGAGAUGGAAGGGGAGAAGACUACGGUUGCACGUGAAAAAGACGCGCCUCUCGGUGCUGGUGGAGGCGGAGGCGUCGGUGGCGGAGUUUAUGGGAUGAUGGCACAUCAGUAUGGUUCUACUGCGUUCCAUCAGAUGGGUAAUGGGGUGGGUAAAGGUGGGCCUCCGAAUUAUUUGGGUGGGCCGAAGUAGUUCCUCAUCUGUCACUAUCAUGCCCGACACGUGUAUGAACGUUGUUAGUUCGAUAAUAAUUCCGGGUUGGGUCUGCCCGGUUAGGUCAUCAUUGGGUACACGUGGAAGGUUUUGGUGAUCAUGGGCAACCUGUGCUGAAGGUAAACCUGGGAGAACUAUAGGCGAGGGGAAGGUGAGUGUGAUGGGGCCUACGUAGCUAUAAUCAAAGACACGUGUACGGUCGGAAGAUGGUAGAAUCAAUUUCAGGCCCUUGACAUGUGUUCACAACGUAGAGAUCUUGUAGCUUAUGACUAUGGUUUUCGGUAAAAGUAACAUUAGGAUUAUGGAUUGCCCUCGCAUAUAAAUUAUUAAUGUUAUUGCUAGUAUUUAAAAUAUAUUAUUAAUUGUA